This is a messenger RNA of Patella vulgata (common limpet), 1386 nucleotides long. RefSeq names its product sodium-dependent glucose transporter 1C-like. Bases 181 to 1386 code for a protein of 401 amino acids. NCBI's taxonomy places the organism in Eukaryota, Metazoa, Mollusca, Gastropoda, Patellidae. The transcript has 2 exons. Gene Ontology annotation, biological process: transmembrane transport. The record is from RefSeq and is a predicted model, not a curated record.
CAAGAAGGUCAGAGGGGUCCAUCAUUCUUGGAUAUUCAACUAAUCACUAACACCGAUGUUGAGAAAGCUUCUACGUUCUUUACUGCUGUUUCUGUAGGCAACCUGUGUGGUGCCUUAAUUGGUGGCAUCCUGUACGACAGAUUUAACAAGACGCUUCUUUUGGGCUUAUGUGUAAUCCUCAUGGCAAUCACGGUCGCUGUAUUACCCAUUUGUUCACCAUAUGAACUGAUGCUGGUGAUUUUCUGGGCUAAUUCUUGUUUUAUGGGCGGAUUGAAUGCAGGUGGUAACGCCCAUCUGGUUUCACUAUGGGGAGAAGACGAGGGGAGACCAUACAUGCAGGCCGCUCACUUUACAUUCGCAUUUGGUGGAGUUAUCUCCCCUUUAGUAACAUCUCCUUUCCUUGCACCUAACGCUGAAGAUGUAUCGACCAACUCCUCGUCAAGAAACCUAUCUUCUACUGUUGUAGUCAAUAAUACGCUAUUAGAGUAUAACAUCACCAAUGAUAACUCAACUCCGGGAAACAAUCUCACCACCAUUGCUGAACCUGUUGAAACUAAAUUAAUCUAUGCUUAUAUAAUAUCUGGUGUUGUCACCUUACUAUCCGCCAUUCCUUUCAUGGUGAUAUAUUGUCGUUACAAGUCACAGAAGAUGAAGAGGAAUCAACCCAAGAAGGAUGAGAACAGACCGAUCAGAGAUCUUCCUUGGAAAUAUUAUAUAAUAGCUAUUGUUCUUUUAAAUCUAUUCUAUGUUGCCUAUUGUGUCGUGGAGAACUCCUUUGCAGCUUACUUAAUGACAUUUGUGGUAAUGGAACUCAAAUGGAGCAAGGCGAAAGGUACUCAAAUUACUUCCGUAUAUUGGGCGGCUUUUGCCGUUUCGAGAUUUUCAGGAAUUAUUAUCAUACGUUGUUUACGACCGGUGGUAAUGUUGUUUAUAUGUCUAACAGGUUUAAUUUUAAGCCUCACUGGUUUUUUACUCUGUUCGCAUUAUAAGAUACAUACAGGAGUUUGGAUUUCCACAAUUUUAGUCGGACUUUCAAUGUCUGUUGUAUUUCCUACUGGUCUUACCUGGGCACAAGAAAAUCUCCUCAACAUAACUGGCAAGAUUACAUCUUUAAUUUUAGUGGCCGCGUCAGCCGGCACCGUGAUCAAUCCUGUUAUUAUUGGAUACUUGAUGGAAGAGUUAACUCCCAUGUGGUACUGUUAUUUAUUAGUAGGUGAGAGUAUAUUAUGCUUGACGAUGUUUCUUGUUUUGCUAUUCGUGGCUAAAUAUGUAUCAGGACCCAAACGUAUAGUUACAACUAUUACAAUAGAUGUUCCGUCACCACAAGCAGAAUGUAAUGAUAAUGACAAACCUUUCAUACCAAAUAAUAAAUUACCUGAACUCUGA